Molecule: messenger RNA, 1320 nt
Organism: Hemisphaericaspora subhashii
Lineage: Eukaryota; Fungi; Ascomycota; Pichiomycetes; Serinales; Debaryomycetaceae
Gene: CAG1
Product: guanine nucleotide-binding protein subunit alpha
Exons: 1
Coding region: 1-1320 (439 amino acids)
Biological process (GO): G protein-coupled receptor signaling pathway
Cellular component (GO): heterotrimeric G-protein complex
Molecular function (GO): G-protein beta/gamma-subunit complex binding; GTP binding; G protein-coupled receptor binding
Source: RefSeq, a predicted model, not a curated record
AUGGGUUGCGCUGCAAGUACACCUCUGGAAAACGAAGAAGAAGAUUAUUUCAUUCAAGAUAAAAAAAUUAAUGAUACAAUUAAUCAACAACUUGUUCGUAAAAAACAAAAUGAACGUCAGGGGGUUAAAUUAUUAUUAUUGGGUGCAGGAGAAAGUGGUAAAUCAACAGUAUUAAAACAAAUGAAAUUAUUACAUAAAGGUGGAUUCACUCAACAAGAACGUAGACAAUAUUCAAAUGUAAUUUGGGCUGAUGUUAUUCAAAGUAUGAAAACUUUAAUUAUUCAAGCUAGAAAAUUAAAAAUUCCUUUGGAUUGUGAUGCUCCAAAAAGUAAAUUAAUUCCUUAUAAACAAAUUGUUUUAAGAAAUGAUGGGUUGAAUCAUAUUGAUGCUGGCGCAGCUGGUGGGGCAAGUUUUAUAAAUGAUUAUCUUUUGAAAUAUAGUGAAGAUAGGAAAAAUAAAAGAAGAAUGAAAAGUACUGGUAUUGCUGAAGGCUCCUUUUGGAAAUCUUCUAAUGAAGGAGGUCAACCUGAAGAUGAUGAAGAAAUCGAUAAUGAAUUAUUAGAAGAAUAUUAUCAACAACAACAACAUAAAUUUGCUGAAGUUAAUUAUUCUCGAAUGGAAAUUGCUGAUGCUAUACAUAAAUUAUGGACUCAAGAUAAAGGUAUAAAAAGAUGUUAUGAACGAUCAAAUGAAUUCCAUUUCGAAACUAGUGCUGAUUAUUAUUUUAAUAAUGUUUUAAAAUUUGCUGAUCCAAAUUAUUUAUGUACUGAUUUAGAUAUUUUAAAAGGUCGUAUUAAGACAACUGGUAUUGCUGAAACCAAUUUCUCAAUUAAUUCAUUCCAAUUCAAAGUUUUAGAUGCUGGUGGACAAAGAUCAGAACGUAAGAAAUGGAUCCAUUGUUUUGAAGGAAUCACGGCUGUUUUAUUCGUAUUAGCUAUUUCAGAAUAUGAUCAAAUGUUAUUUGAAGAUGAAAGAGUCAAUAGAAUGCAUGAAUCAAUUGUUUUAUUUGAUUCUUUAUGUAAUUCAAAAUGGUUUGAAAAUACUCCAUUUAUUCUUUUUUUAAAUAAAAUCGAUAUAUUUGAAAAGAAACUUAAGAAAUCUCCAUUAGUUAAUUAUUUCCCUGGUUAUCAAGGUAAACCUGAUGAUGUUGAUGAAGCAAUUAAAUUUUUUGAAGUUAAUUUCUUAAAAAUGAAUAGAACUAAGAAACCAAUUUAUGUUCAUCGUACUUGUGCUACUGAUACUCAAUCAAUGAAAUUUAUCUUAUCAGCAGUUACUGAUAUGGUUAUUCAACAGAAUAUGAAGAAGAGUGGACUUAUUUAG